Molecule: messenger RNA, 2148 nt
Organism: Exophiala bonariae
Lineage: Eukaryota; Fungi; Ascomycota; Eurotiomycetes; Chaetothyriales; Herpotrichiellaceae
Exons: 1
Coding region: 1-2148 (715 amino acids)
Cellular component (GO): cytoplasm
Molecular function (GO): guanyl-nucleotide exchange factor activity; protein binding
Source: RefSeq, a predicted model, not a curated record
AUGGAGAUCCUGGAUUUCCCUGACGACGUUCUCGUCAUCGUUCUAUCAUAUCUCCAACCAGAAGAUUAUCUGGCUUUUUGUCGUACUCAAAAGGCUGUUUACCAGAGAUACAGACAAGAUCCUCUUUACUGGAGAUCAAACGCCUCAGGGACAUUUCGCCUACCCAUCAGCCCUUUACUUGCUGCCGACGGGCCUCGCUGGUACUGGUUGUACAAGCGACUCAAAACCCAGACUCAGCUGUACACCUGGGGUCAAGGUGUCAAGGGCAACCUGGGGCCUGGAAGAGCCUCUCCAUUCACUCGACCUCUUCCUCUUCCCCACCACCCUCCUCGACCCACUCCUGGCGUUAUACCCUCGGUAUUCCUGCCAGCUCCUCAUCCUUCCCGGCCUACUCCUCAUGUUGCCCCUUUUGUUGGCAGCCGCCCUCGCCCAGUUCAGCGAGUUCCGCCGAGACCACGAGAAGUCUUUAUGCGGACAAGCUCAGCCUGGCCCACCGAAGUUCAUGUUCCUGACGAGGUCGGUAUCAUUGCUGAUCUCCAAUGUGGAGGUUGGUCAACCACUAUUCUCAGUUCCGCCGGCAAGCUAUAUACGGUAGGCUCUGUUGACUCUCUCGAUGGUGUCAAUCGUGGAAGGGCUGCUCAGUCUUUCGAAAAGCUUGAGUACUUAACUCAGAGCACGUCGGCUCUUCAUCACUUUUCGUCCGGACGACGUCACAUUCUCGCCCUAACCGACGAUGGCGAAAUUGUUUCUUGGGACAGAGUCAACGCUAAGGGCCUUAAAGUGUUCUCUCGAAAUGGCCGCGAUUUUGGUGGAAGACCUGCUAGAGUGGCGGCGGGCUGGAAUGAAAGUUCGGCCUACGUUCCUCAAGUAGGUAUCGUAUACUGGACUCCAGUCCAGAACGACCACUCAGCUGUAGAGCUUGAUGGAAUUCACGUGAAGGAAAAGGUGAUCCCAGGGACAGCUCGCAAACAUGCUGACUCCGGCACCUUCGAGGUCCUGAAACAUAUUGUCCUUGAGGAAUUUAUCCUUUACAUCACCAGUGAUUCUAAACUGUAUGCCUGUCAAUUGGGCACUGACAAUCCAGAUCAGACUGAGCCUUCCCACCCACCCUUCGAAGUCCCUGGGUACAGUGCAGAAGGCCGUGAAUUGAAGGAUGUUCACGGUCAAUUCCAGAGAUUUGGAGUGUUCACCGCGACCGGAGAGGUUCUAGCCGGCGAUGUCAACUACCUCAAGAAAUGCUUCAAUACGAUUCGUCAGCAUCCUAGCCGUCAGCUAAACUCAGACGACUGGGCCGGCUUGACAGAAGUCCUGGCCAGCCGACCACAAGAUGUCCCCGCUCUCCAGCACACAAGCGUCAUUGCACUCGCAUAUGGAGACUACCACUACCACGCCCUCCAUGCCGAUGGAAGAAUCACGUCCUACGGUAGAGACUCACAGCAAUGUGGUUCGUUGGGUCUCUCUCAACCCCUAUCCGGCGGCCGCUUCCGAGGCCUGCGUCGUGAACACCCGAAUCCCAGAAGCGACGCGGAUCUCCUCCCAAUCUCCAACCUUCGCGGACGACAGAUCUGGUUUGAGCCCGAACGUAAGGACUGGUUGAACUGGCUCGAGGAACAACUAAACGAAUCACACCUCAACGUUGACGGACAAUCCGCACGUACAAUCUUCGACAACGAUCCGGCCAAACAAGCUGCGUUUAGCGAAUGGAUCGAGCAGGAAGGCCGGCACUGGGACGAAGGCCCACCCUCACUCACCAGCACCAGCACCAACACGUCCGACCCAAAAUCCAAAUCCACAGACCACAAACCCGACCAAGGAGGCGACUACGCCCAUCUCGGCGUCUACUUCCCUAUCGCCAUCGCCGCAGCAGGCUGGCACAGCGGGGCGCUCGUCCUGAAAGACGAGGACCGCGCACACGAGAUCCGCAGCAAAUGGCUGGUGAAGCGACAGUCCGACGGAGACGAUGAUGAGAAGCAACAGCCCAUGCCCGGCGCGUUCGAGCAUGAAGAGCCCGGCGAGAUCUACACGUGGAAGACAGAGGGCUUCCCAAAGAUCCGUCUGCCCGACGGCUUUGAGAUGCCUGGCAUGGGCGAGCCCAGACCUUGGAGGGAUGGGACGCCAACGAUGCGGGAUUUGGGCCUUGCGGAUUAG